UAUGGCUUUUUUUUUUUCCUCCAACCUUUUUCCAUCUUAUCGCUCGCUUUCAGCGAGGACAUGCGGCUUCACGUUGGUGUGAACGUAUCAAACGGGCCAGGAGCUUGUAUUUAAUCAUCCCCGGAAGACAUUUUUCAACCUUUCAGUUUUCACACCCCAAAACACGGUGUGAUUUUUUUUUUUUUGGUGGCUUUUUCGAAAAUAGGGGCUGAAAGUUCUUUUUGAGGACAGCAGCGCUAUGAUGCGCCUCUGAGGACAUCUCGAUCACAUGGGCUCCUCUCCUGUGCUGACCCAAUGGUUUAAUCGCCAGGACUAAAAAUGAGCAUAAGCAGCGAUGAGGUUAAUUUCCUGGUUUACAGAUAUCUGCAGGAGUCAGGUUUCUCCCACUCAGCAUUCACCUUUGGCAUAGAGAGCCACAUCAGUCAGUCCAACAUCAAUGGAGCCUUGGUGCCCCCUGCUGCCCUUAUUUCCAUCAUUCAGAAGGGCUUGCAGUAUGUGGAGGCUGAAGUCAGCAUCAAUGAGGAUGGCACCUUAUUUGAUGGACGGCCCAUCGAGUCCUUGUCUUUGAUUGAUGCCGUAAUGCCAGAUGUGGUCCAGACCAGGCAGCAAGCCUACAGAGACAAGCUAGCCCAGCAGCAGGCAGCAGCGGGCAGUGGCAGCAGCACGGGACCACAGGGAACCACCAAGAAUGGAGAGGGCGCUGCCAACGGGGAGGAAAAUGGAUCCCACGCCUUAGCCAAUCACCACUCAGAGAUGAUGGAGGUGGACCGGGAUGUGGAAAUCCCCCAGAGUAAAGCCAUGGUCUUGAGGGGCCACGAAUCGGAGGUUUUUAUCUGUGCCUGGAACCCAGUGAACGACCUCCUCGCCUCUGGGUCUGGGGACUCAACAGCACGGAUCUGGAACCUGAGCGAGAACAGCACGGGCGGAUCCACCCAGCUGGUUCUGAGGCACUGCAUUCGGGAAGGGGGCCAGGACGUACCCAGCAACAAAGACGUCACCUCACUAGACUGGAAUAGCGAGGGGACAUUACUAGCAACAGGCUCGUAUGAUGGCUUUGCUAGGAUAUGGACAAAAGAUGGUAACUUGGCCAGUACUUUGGGUCAGCACAAAGGCCCUAUAUUUGCACUCAAGUGGAAUAAGAAAGGAAACUUUAUCCUUAGUGCUGGUGUAGAUAAGACAACAAUUAUUUGGGAUGCACACACGGGAGAGGCAAAGCAACAAUUUCCUUUCCACUCAGCACCUGCUCUGGAUGUAGACUGGCAAAGCAAUAACACGUUUGCCUCCUGUAGCACAGACAUGUGCAUCCAUGUGUGUAAGCUGGGCCAGGACAGACCUGUGAAGACCUUCCAGGGACACACGAAUGAAGUGAACGCCAUAAAGUGGGAUCCUACUGGCAGCUUGCUGGCCUCCUGCUCUGAUGACAUGACUCUCAAGAUUUGGAGUAUGAAGCAGGAUUCGUGUGUCCAUGACCUCCAGGCCCACAGUAAAGAAAUCUACACCAUCAAGUGGAGCCCAACAGGCCCUGGCACCAACAAUCCCAAUGCUAACCUCAUGCUGGCCAGUGCAUCGUUUGACUCAACGGUGCGUCUGUGGGAUGUGGAGCGUGGGGUGUGCAUCCACACACUGACCCGCCACCAGGAGCCCGUCUACAGUGUGGCCUUCAGCCCAGAUGGCAGGCACCUGGCCAGUGGUUCCUUUGACAAGUGUGUCCACAUCUGGAACACUCAGACGGGUGCUUUAGUCCACAGCUACCGAGGGACAGGAGGGAUCUUUGAGGUGUGCUGGAACGCCACAGGGGACAAAGUAGGAGCCAGCGCGUCAGAUGGAUCGGUCUGUGUACUAGACCUGAGAAAAUGACACUCAUCGGGGGGAGCCAUGGACCGACUACGAAUGUGUACAUAGCCAAAACGACUGUCCCUGCCUGUCCGCCACACUGCUGUAGUCCCACAGAUGCCAUGGCCUGCUGUUACAGCCAACUGGAGCGCACCCUGCCUCAUAUGUACUACCCAAGGACCACACCCUGGCCACACACAGUUUUUAUGCACAUCCAUCAGAUAUGUCAGGUCUUUAUGGAGUUUGCUCUGCAGACCUGCAGGAAUUAAACAUUACUUUGUUAUCACGCAGUAUAAAACGUGUCACCACAAACCAAAACAACAGGAUUCCUCUUGAUUUCCUUUUUUUUUUUUUUUUGUCCUGACUUGUAAAGAAUAUUGUUCUCUGGUGUGUGCAUAUUGCAUAUGUCAGCAUUUAGUGUCCUGUGGACAUUGUUGUGUUGAGUUUGGAUUUAACUGAUCUCUGUAAAUUACAUGUGAGAUGGGAGAGGAGAGAGGGGGUGGUGGGAGUUUUUUUUUGUUUGUUUUUUAAAGAUGUUUGUCUUUUAAAAUGGAUGUUCAAAGUUGUUCAUUGGGAGAUAAAUUCAUUUACUGCAGUCUUUAAGGUUCAAAAAUGCAGAUGUACAGCUAAGAAACGAUUUAUAGUUUUGUCAACUCUAUUUUUAACCAGUAGGUUCGAUCCAUUUUUGCCAUUUUUUAAAAACUAAAUAUACAGCAGUUAAUCAAAGGUUGAACUGUCCUUUGUUUGCAACCUUUAUCCUCAGAAAUGGUUUUCAGGUAAUCACAGUUCAUCAGGUUAUGUUGGUACCCUGAAGAAUUCAAAAAUCUACAGACUGAAAGAUAAUCUGUUGUGUAGCUUUUAACACAAAUGGCAUCAGUGCUGUUAAAGAGCAAUCAGCUUCAGGUUCCCAUCUUUGAAACUGAGCUCAUCCUGGAUCUGUCUUACCUUCCGAAAAGAUGGAUGUGAGCUAACAGGACGCAGCAAUUACUUGCUGAGAGAGAGAGAGAGAUGGGAAAACUGGCCCAUUACUGCUCACAUUCAUUUGUACAGGUAAUAGUCAUAAUUGUGCUUGUUUUCUCAGUUAAUGGCUUGUUGUUUUUUUAGUGCUUUAUCAUAAUGAGGCUUAGUUGUUCUAAUUGAUUCUGGUUCCUGGAAGCAAUUAGAACAGCUCUGGAGAAGUACUCUGGAGUAUUGCUUCCUCUGCAGGCAGUCUUUGAUCCCAGCUUUUUAAAGCUGGAUCAACAUCCACUUUACAUCCCAACGGAAACAGCUGAUCAGCUACAACUGAGUUCAUAUUUCAGUUUGUCAUGUGGAGCGGCGGCUUGGAAACUUUUGCUCUGUAACGUGCGGCUUUUGUGUCUAGUGUUGGCCUAAGUACACACUACAGUCCCUGCUUUGGUUUGCUGUUGUCAGGCAGUAGUUGCCCAGCAUUAACGCGCGCACACACACACACACACACACACACACACACUCUGGAGACAGGCUGUGUUCAGGCCUAUGCACGGAUAGAUGGCGCUUUUGUGUGCAGUGUUCAGAGUUGGCAUUUUGAAGCAAGUCUGUGCUUGUUGAAAAGCAGACUCUCAGCAUAUGACUUGAUGUAACAUGGUAUCUGCAUAUAAUAUAUAUAAAAACAUAUAUGAAUAUAUAUCUAUGCUACUACAGGGGAUUUUUUUGUGUAUGCCACUCCUACGCUAAGGGUGGAUUUUAAAGUAACUUUUUCGAAGACUCUUGAAAUACAGUACAUGAUGAUCUUGUGCAUCACUGAGGGUUGUGACCAUGAGAAAUGGUUUUUAUUUAUAAAAUACCAUUAAACAGUCAUAGCUACAUUUAAAAAAACAAACAAGCAACAGAGUAGCCUUUUUGAUUAUUAUUUUUUAACCUGCACUUUAGACUCAAAUGGAGAAACUGGGAGAUGUUUAUCCAAACAGUCGCAGACAGAUCUGAUUUAAAAAGUCCUGCAGGACGACUCGAUGUAGAAAGCGUUGUGUAGGUAAAUUAAAGUCGACAGUGUCUCGUCUGACUCGUAGGGCACUUCAAGGUUGAAACAAACCAACUUCAUGGCAUUCCAGCUCUCAUCUCGUAGCCAUAACUGAUCUCUUCAGCUUGAUACGCACACAUCGCUGGAUAAUUCAGAGGUUUUGUUCAGCUUGUUACUUUUUUGUUUUAAACAGAACUGAAGCUGAAAACUAUGUUGAAGUUCGCUUUAACGUCAGCAGUAGUUAGACUGAAUCACAAAGACACAAUUUCAAAUGAUGUCUAUGACGGUGGAAUGGUAUUUUAUAAUGGUUUGUUUUUAGAUGAUAAGCUUUUUACACUGCAUUCAAGUGUGUUUGCUAUUUUUUGUUCCUACCGAAAGUACUAAUUCUAUCUUUGCUAUGAUGGAGAGCCCUUGAAGGUUUUGUACUGAUCAAAACUUUUGUAAUUUUGAUUUAUUUGUAGCUAUAUACUCAAAAGGAACAAAAAAAAGAAAAAAAUCUGGAUUUAGUUGUUGAUGUAUUAUAACACAGAACGUGUAAAUACCAAUUUUAAGAUUUUUUUUUUUUUGUCUUUUCCCUUGUACUCUUUCUCUCUCACUCACAUGGUUGCAGUCUGCAGCCUCCUGAUCAGACUGUUGUAAUAUCACUCAGAUCUCAAGGUCUAGAAUAAAAUCUAUUUUGAUAAUAUCAA
This is a messenger RNA of Archocentrus centrarchus (flier cichlid), 4500 nucleotides long. It is a transcript of the gene tbl1xr1b, whose product is annotated as TBL1X/Y related 1b. The coding region runs from base 319 to 1857 and encodes 512 amino acids. The transcript has 16 exons. Gene Ontology annotation, biological process: regulation of transcription by RNA polymerase II. Lineage: Eukaryota; Metazoa; Chordata; Actinopteri; Cichliformes; Cichlidae. Gene Ontology annotation, cellular component: histone deacetylase complex. The record is from RefSeq and is a predicted model, not a curated record. Gene Ontology annotation, molecular function: transcription corepressor activity; protein binding.